Clonostachys rhizophaga is the source of this 1950-nucleotide messenger RNA. Lineage: Eukaryota; Fungi; Ascomycota; Sordariomycetes; Hypocreales; Bionectriaceae. The record is from the annotation of a GenBank genome assembly.
AUGGAUGACCGUCACCAAUUUUUCGCCAUUGCCAAAGCUGGCCAAUACUAUCGUUUGCUCGCCGCCGUUCGUCACGCGUGCCUUUGGGGCAUGGCAACACUUCGACAGUGCCUGCACGUCCUUCACAUCUUCUCACAUAGUGCAAACCGCCUUGCGCUGCAUCAAGAGCUUCGCUUUGCCGAGGAUUACUUUCGCAACUCAGAUCCCCCAUCGGUCUCACCCCCUCCCAGCUGGUACUCCAAUUUUGGACCAUGUCCUUUCCCCUUCAUCACCACUUGUCUGAUGAUGGGUGCUGCUCUCAACCCGGAAACAUUGCAUGCAGGUGUCGUUCAUGAGGAGCCAUUUGGCUUCCCCUUCGAUAUGGCAGGAUCUCGCCAUGGUAUAACCAUCAUCGACAUCACUGAUUUGGAAAACGUCAAGUAUUGCUUCAUCCACUGUGCAGGUUGGCAAUACGCAAUGAAUUACUAUAGGGAGGACGAUAUGAACCUCCAAAGUUCCACCGACCUUCCUAAUGCCCUUGAGGAGAAGUCUCUUGUUUAUAUCGAAGCUCUGAUCGAGACAUGGCCAUACACCAUGUGGUCCAAUUACAGGCCAACCUUGCCGGCCGCAAGUCCACCAAUUCCUCGUCAAGCACCAAAGAGUUUGUUGGAAAAAAGUUUGGACAAGGUCGUGGAUGUCAUCCUGUCAUCAAAUCACCUCAACGACUUCAAGGCAGUCAAAGAUACACUUGAAGUACUCCCCAACAUUCGGCUCCUGUUGAAAGAGCAUCUACUGAGGCGAGCCGAGAACGUUGGCAGAACGAAACCUUCCCUUCUACUCCUGGCUCUCGCCUACGAGGGCGAGCACACUCUCGAUUGGGCGCCCUUUACCAGCCUCAAACUAUCUCAUAUCACGUUUACACUGGGAAACGGUUCAUUCUCUUCUGUGGAAACCAUAAAUCUAUCCGGUUUGCUCACUCCGGGGUGCAUCGCAAGGCUGUCACCAAUCCUGUCACAUCUACCCGCUUUGAAAACGCUCUGUGUGCUAGAAAAGCCAGACCGGGCCAAUGACUUGAUAUCGGCGCAUGCCAUUGCCACACUUACAUCACUGAACCCGGAACUACGGCUCAACAAGAUUCUAAACUCUGGGCUAUUCUCGAUUCCUUUCCGUAGCCUCCCCUGGAUUCCAGAUACGAGCCAGGAGCCCAGCGUCAUCCCGGGAUUUCCAAGUGUCCAGCUUCUGGUAUAUCACAGAAGUGAAGCUAUUCGAGAGCGAGUGGCACCAUACGAACACUUCUCCCUGGGUGAUGCACUUCUUAACCCAGCCCGGCUUGUGAACAUCAUUUUGCGCUACUGCCAAAUUCUGAUAGCCAAUAGAUAUCAGAUGGGGGGUGGCACCGGAUACCAACUCGCCGUGUGCAUCGCAACCGCCUCCUCAACCCCAGGCAGCCCGGAAACGGGUGAGAUCGGGGUGCUCCCAGCACAAACUUACUUAUACGGCAGGGAUAGCCACUACUCCCUCACAGCCAAGGGCUGCUAUUCAGACAUGAGAGACCUCAGGCCCGGACAGUGGACAAUCCUAAUGGUCAGAAACCUCCCUGGAAUGGGGUAUGGCGACCCGGGUGCGAGUUUCGAUAGGGGCUUCAUGUACGCCUUCUUGCGUUCCAGAUCGGUAAUUCCCGCGAGACGGCCUCAAGAAGAGCUGAUUGAAAUCGAUGAGGCGGAUUUGGAUGUCUUCAGCUUCGAAGGCUUUCUGCAAGAAACCUGCCGGCUUACCGACCCUGUGAAUCUCGAACGUUUUCUUCAACCACUACGAGAAAUAUCUGGGAGGCACCCCCUCUUUAACCCACAUAUCAACGAUGUGCUUCGGUGUAUGAGUGCUCGGGAAGCGAGCAGUAUGCUUGUAAAAUUCAUUGAAAACAUCCCAAACGUUGAUAGAGCGAAGCAAGAGACGUUGGACGAGUUCGCAUAA